UCGCUGAUUGAGUUCUCCCUCGUUAGACGAUCAGUAAUGCUGAUGGAAGAAUUCUCAAUGAAGAUUUAUGCACUAAGUUCGCAAAGUUAAUUGAUCAAUCAUCGGUGAUUAUCUACUUUAUAGCUUCUUCCGAUUUGAACAGCUGGUGCUUAAGUUGAUUCAGUAUGAAAAUGAAGUGUUUGUUCUUCGUGGUGAGUAAAACAGGUGUUUACUGUGAUUUUUCUGUGUCGCUGAAAUCAAAAGUGAUCAUCUUUUCUCAGGUAUUCCUCAUUUUUGCUAAAGCCGAGGUCAAGCACGAACCCGAACCUGGUACCCCAACCUUUGUCCGGUCUUCUGUGGAGAGUCCUCCGGCUCCUGAUAGGGGCAAACUCAAAGAAGACUAUACAGAAUAUCAACCAUUUGGCUACAAAUUCCUCCCACUGCGGAGUGCUGUUGAAAGUGCUCCGAGCGUGUCACUGUCUGAACGGAUACCGUUACGAGACGCUGUAGAGGCUCGACCGGUGUAUGAUGAUGAACCCAAGAAGAGGCGGAAGAGAGCAAGUUUCUACGAUGCUUUUUUAGUACCCAACCCUUACUCCCUGACUGAACCCCAACCCUAUAGGAUCGGUUCACCCUAUCAACAACUAGUUGAUCUUUCUGAUGUCGGCCAGUACAGUCAACUCAUUCAACAACCCCUCCAUGAUCCUGUCCCAUUAGCCCUCAGGCGUAGGGGAGAACCCAAAAGGUCCCAGGAACAGAAGGUCCUAUGUUACUUCACCAACUGGGCCUUCUACAGGAAGAACGAUGGGAAAUUUUUUCCUGAACUCAUUGACCCCUCGCUCUGCAGCUAUGUCAUCUACACCUUUGCUACCCUGGACAUCGAUAAGCUGACUAUGAAGGAGUUUGAUCCCUGGGCGGAUCUGGAAAAUGAUCUCUACAGACGGACAACAAAACUUGACGUCCCGGUUCUUCUAGCUAUUGGAGGCUGGACUGACUCAACCGGUGACAAGUACUCCCGUCUUGCGGCUAGUCCCUCAGCUCGGGGUAAUUUUAUCCGCAAUGCCGUUACCUUCCUCAAGCAGUUCAAUUUCAGUGGGUUGCUCUUCGACUGGAACUACCCCAAAUGCUGGCAGAGCAACUGCAAGAAGGGACCAUCGGCAGAUAAAACGAAUUUUGCAAAGUUUAUGGAAGAAAUGUCGGCUGAAUUCCGACGUCAGGAUCCUCCUAUGACUUUGGGAGUUUCCCUGUCUGGGUACAUCGAAGUGAUCAAGGAGGCCUAUGAUCUAAAAUCUCUGUCUCAGAGUGCGGACUUUAUGCCUGUGAUGACGUAUGACUACCACGGAGCAUGGGAAGGGAAGACUGGACAUGUGAGUCCUCUGUUUGCUAGACCAGGAGAUAGGUUCCCGCAGUACAACGUAGACUACACUAUGCAAGAACUCGUUAAGAUGGGUGCAUACAGAGAGAAGCUGAUCAUGGGAAUUCCUUUCUACGGUCAAACGUUCACUCUCAAAGAACAAAGUAGGGGGAGUAUCGUCCUGGAAGGAGUCGAAACAAGAGGUGCAGGAAAUGCAGGAGAGUUCACUAGGCAACCUGGUAUGCUGGCAUAUUACGAAAUUUGUGACAGGAUCAGGAAGCAGAAGUGGCAAUCCGGAAGGGAUAAUGCUGAAAAGUCUGGUCCAUUUGCAUGGAGAGACAACCAAUGGGUUGGAUAUGAAGAUCCCACGAGUAUCGCUAGGAAGACAAAGUAUGUUAGAGAUGAAGGCUUCGGAGGAGUUAUGGCUUGGACGGUUGAUUUGGAUGACUUCAUGAAUCGCUGUUGUCAUGAAUCAUUCCCUCUGCUCAAAGCCAUCAACCGCGGACUGGGAAGAUUGAAUUCCCAAGCUCCAGUUGCUGGAGAUUGCACAAGACCGCCAACCCCUGUUACCCCAGUUCCACCUGUUAUGACAACAGUGGGAGAAAAUGGUGUUGAUAGCAUGCAUCAUCAUACGGGAUGGCCAGCUUGGACUUCAACUUCAUCAACUGCGGGAUCUUCAACGCCAGAGGUCACAACCAGUUCGGAAUCCACAACAACCACACAAACUGUCUGGUGGUCUCCUACAACUACAACAACAACCACAACAACAGCUGCUCCUACGACUACAACAACAAGACCUACUACAACCAGACGUCCAACAACUGCAGCCCCAACUGUCAUUCCUCCGCCAGUAAAUGUAAUGCCAAUGCCUCAUCCUGAGAAUAAAAAAUGCGAAGGACAUCAGCAUAUUCCGAAUGACAAAGAUUGCUCAUCGUACUACCGUUGUUCCCAAGGGGAGUUCAUACUACAACAAUGUGCAGCAGGACUGCACUGGAAUCAAAUGAAUAAUGUCUGCGAUUGGCCGGCAAAUGCUAAGUGUACGAAGGAUUUGGAUAUUACUACAACAACCCCACCUAGGAGAACAACUCCACCUGCUACAACUAGAUUUACAACAACACCUCCUAAGAGGACAACAACAACCGCAACUACAACAACUCAAGUUGCUUUCAUUACGCAUCCAACGGAGAAGCCAUCAGAUGAUUCGCAACCAUGUAUUUCUGGCCAGUACUAUCCCCACAAAGACUGUUCCAGGUACUACAUCUGUGUCAACGGCAAGAAGGUAACUCAGAUCUGUCCACCAGGUCUGCAGUAUCAAUACCAAGCAUCAACAUGCGACUGGGCAGAUAAAGUCAAGUGUAUGUCUGUUAAUGAAUACUUCAAACGACUUGGCUACAAAGCGGUGCAAGAGGGAGACUCUUGCGAGGAAGGAACCUAUGCUCCUUUCCCAGGUGACUGUACCCAGUACCUCAGAUGCAUCCACAGUCGCUAUGAUAUUAUGACAUGCGCCGAUGGAUUGCACUGGAAUAACAAUUUGAAGAAUUGCGACUGGCCAAAAAGAUCCGGAUGCAAGGAUGAAAGACCCAGCCAAGCUGACACUACCCUAGAUCAUAGGGAACCUCAGGGUCAACCUCCUAAAGAAGAGGAUCAUCCUCCAGUUCAGGAACUUGAUGGGGAAACCGUUCCUGAGUCAACAAAUCUAAAACCGUUCUCUGGAUACUACAAGAUGGUUUGCUACUUCACCAAUUGGGCUUGGUAUAGGAGGGGUCUAGGGAAGUACGUCCCAGAGGAUAUUGACACAAAUCUCUGCACUCACGUUGUUUACGGGUUUGCCGUAUUGGAUUACUCAGAACUCGUCCUAAGGACCCACGAUUCCUGGGCAGAUAUUGACAAUAAGUUCUACGAGAGAGUGUCAGGAAUGAAGAAGAGGGGAGUUAAGGUGAGCCUGGCCCUUGGUGGAUGGAAUGAUUCGCAAGGUGAUAAAUACAGUCGCUUAGUUAGAUCUCCAGCAUCUAGGAAGAAAUUUAUUGAACAUGCCCUACUCUUUAUCGACAAGUAUGGGUUUGAGGGACUGGACCUGGACUGGGAAUACCCAGUUUGCUGGCAAGUUGACUGCAAGAAGGGUUAUCCUGAUGAGAAGCAAGGGUUUGCCGACCUAGUUCGGGAGUUGUCCGAAGCUUUCAAGCCCAAAGGAUACCUUCUGUCUACAGCUGUAUCUCCUAGCAAAAUGGUCAUUGAUGCUGGGUACGAUGUCCCUACCCUAGCAAGGUACUUUGACUGGAUUGCUGUGAUGACGUACGAUUUCCACGGACAAUGGGAUAAGCAGACGGGUCAUGUGGCUCCUCUCUACUACCAUCCCGAAGAUGAAGUUCCACACUUCAAUGCAAACUUCUCACUGCACUACUGGAUCGAGAAAGGGGCUCCUGCUAGGAAGAUCGUCAUGGGAAUGCCUCUCUACGGCCAGAGUUUCACCCUGGCGGAUGCAAAGAACAACGGACUCAAUGCAAAGGCUCCAGGACCCGGACAAGCUGGAGAAUUCACAAAGGCAGCUGGAUUUUUGGCAUACUAUGAGAUCUGUGAUAGGAUCAAGAACCGAGGAUGGCAUGUGGUGAAGGAUGAACAAGGAAGGAUGGGACCCUAUGCUUACCAUGGGAACCAGUGGGUGUCUUUCGAUGAUCAGGAAACACUGAAGAGAAAGGCUCAGCUCGUGAGAUCCAUGGAUCUCGGAGGUGGAAUGAUUUGGGCACUGGAUCUCGAUGACUUCAAGAAUCGUUGUGGACAAGGGAAGCAUCCACUGCUUACGGUGAUCAGGGAAGCUCUCAGGGAUCCUCCGGCUGGCAAAGAACCUCCCCCUCAAACUUCCACAAUGCCCAAGCCAGAAGAGCCAGUUGUAGAUACAGCCGUGGAGAAUGUUCCAGAAGCCCCUCAGGUUAAACCUGAAGGUCCUGCUCACUAUGCUGAGGAAUCUGUUGAUGUUGAGUCUGAUGACUCUGCGGAGAUUUCCAAUGAAGUCCAAAAUGACUUCAAGGUGGUCUGUUACUUCACCAAUUGGGCAUGGUAUCGUCAGGGUGGUGGAAAAUUUGUGCCGGAAGAUAUUGAUCCGGAACUCUGUACGCACAUUGUUUAUGGUUUUGCUGUGCUCAAUCGGGAAACCCUGACGAUCCAGCCACAUGAUUCCUGGGCUGAUCUGGACAAUAAGUUCUACGAGAGAGUUGUGGCGUUCAAGAAGAAGGGUGUUAAGGUGACAAUGGCCAUUGGGGGAUGGAAUGAUUCUGCUGGAGAUAAAUACAGUCGAUUGGUACUGAGUCCAUCGGCUAGGAGUAGAUUUGUGCAGCAUGUGAGGGAAUUUAUUGAGAAAUAUGGAUUUGAUGGGUUGGAUCUGGAUUGGGAGUACCCUGUUUGCUGGCAGGUGGAUUGCAAUAAGGGAUCGUCGAAUGAGAAGGAAGGUUUUGUGGAAUUGGUGAGGGAGUUGUCUAGGGAAUUCCGGAAGAAGGGAUUACUUCUGUCUUCGGCGGUUUCUCCGAGCAAGAAAGUUGUCGAUGAAGGAUAUGAAGUAGCUGCUCUGUCGCAGUAUUUUGAUUGGAUUGCCGUGAUGACGUACGAUUUCCAUGGACAAUGGGAUAAACAGACGGGGCAUGUGGCUCCGAUGUAUCAACAUCCGUCCGAUUACGAACCGACUUUCAAUGCGAACUUCUCAAUAAAUUAUUGGAUUGAGAAGGGAGCGGAUCGGAGGAAGAUCGUCAUGGGAAUGCCAAUGUACGGGCAGUCAUUCUCUCUGGCUGAAGGGAAUCGCCAUACCCUGAAUUCUCCGACUUACGGAGGAGGAGAAGCCGGAGAAGCGACGAGAGCUCGAGGAUUCCUCGCCUACUACGAGAUCUGCUCGAAUAUUCGGCAGAGGAAUUGGCACGUGGUCAGAGACAAGAAAGGAAGGAUGGGUCCGUAUGCGUACAAUCGGGAUCAAUGGGUAUCCUUCGAUGAUGUCGCCAUGAUCCGGCACAAGAGUGAAUACGUCAAGGCGAUGGGAUUGGGAGGAGCAAUGAUUUGGGCUCUGGAUCUCGAUGACUUCCGCAAUGUCUGCCAAUGCGAAGAGUAUCCACUUCUAAGGACUAUCAAUCGCGUCCUUAGAAGGUAUCCAAGUCCAGCUCCGAAAUGCGUCCUGGAAUCCCAAACGGAGUAUGAGGAUGACGAUAGAACUCCUCCUGCUCCAACUACUUCAACGACAACUGAGAGAAUCACCAGGAAAACCACACAGACUCCUCCCAAAAGAACCUCCACGGCAGCAACGGCCACGCCUGAAGGAGUUCCAGAAGAUUCCCAGCCAUCCCAAGGCAGCCUGGAGAAUCAAUCCUGUUCAGGAGACUCGAUGAUGCCCCAUGAAGGUGACUGCAAUAAAUACUACAUCUGCCAAUUUGGACACUACGCCAUUCAGAGAUGCCCUCAGAAUCUUCACUGGAACCGAGAUCACUGCGACUGGCCAGACGCUGCGAAAUGCCAACCCGGCGGAGACACAACAAAUCGCCCUCUGGCCACCAGGAAGACAACAAAACAGCCCACAACUUCCACAGAAUCCACCCAAGAACUCCUCACCGUUGUCACAGAAAAAACAACUCAAGCUCCAGAACUGCCACCAAUUGAGUCCCCGUCAGAUCCAAGUGGCAUGAAAGUGGUCUGCUACUUCACCAAUUGGGCUUGGUAUCGUCCAGGAGAGGGCAAAUACACUCCAGAUGAUAUUGAUCCAAAUCUCUGUACGCACAUCGUUUACGGAUUUGCCGUGCUAAACAGGGAUACUCUGACGAUCAAGACUCACGAUUCCUGGGCAGAUAUCGACAAUCGCUUCUACGAGAGAGUGGUGGAGUACAAGAGGAAGGGCAUCAAGGUGACUCUGGCCAUUGGCGGCUGGAAUGAUUCCCUAGGAGACAAAUACAGUCGCCUAGUGAGGAAUCCACAAGCCAGAGCAACAUUUGUUCGAAAUGUAGCGGAGUUCAUUGAGAAGUACGGAUUCGACGGGCUGGAUCUCGACUGGGAAUACCCAGUUUGCUGGCAGGUGGAAUGCGACAAGGGAUACCCAGAUGAGAAGCAAGGUUUUGCGGAUUUGGUUAAAGAACUGGCCCAGGAAUUCCGUCCACGAGGAUGGCUCCUGUCCUCAGCUGUCUCUCCCAGCAAAAUGGUCAUCGACAAGGGCUACGAUGUGCCCACUCUUGCUGACUACUUUGACUGGAUCGCCGUGAUGACGUACGAUUUCCACGGGAACUGGGACAAGCAAACUGGCCACGUGGCUCCGCUCUACUACUACCCAGGGGAUACCUAUGACUACUUCAAUGCCAACUUCUCCAUCAAUUACUGGAUCGAGAAGGGAGCUCCGCCCAGCAAACUCGUCAUGGGGCUCCCGCUCUACGGACAGAGCUUCAGUCUGGCUGAUCCCUCGAAACGCGGCCUCAAUGAGAAAUCCUAUGGACCUGGAGAGGCUGGAGAGUUCACGAGGGCCGGAGGAUUCCUGGCCUACUAUGAGAUCUGUCAGAGAGCAAAUAGCGGAGGAUGGACAGUUGUCAGGGAUUCUCAGGGGAGAAUCGGUCCGUAUGCUUACAAAGGCAAUCAAUGGGUGUCCUAUGAUGAUGUCAGCGAAGUCCGGAGGAAGGCUCAGUUCAUCCGGGAGAUGAAAUUGGGCGGAGGAAUGAUCUGGGCACUGGAUCUCGAUGAUUUCCGUGGGAGAUGUGGAUGUGGGAAGCAUCCGCUGCUUAGGACUCUCAACCAGGAAUUGAGGGGAAUUUCUGGUCAGAGAGCUCGCGACUGCACAUAAAUCAUCUCAUUAAUCUAAUUAUUUGUAUCUCAGGCAGCCAAAAGCCUCAAAUAAACAAAUCCAGAAUUUCUAA
Phlebotomus papatasi is the source of this 7200-nucleotide messenger RNA. Its product is annotated as probable chitinase 10. Gene Ontology annotation, cellular component: extracellular region. Gene Ontology annotation, biological process: chitin catabolic process; carbohydrate metabolic process. Gene Ontology annotation, molecular function: chitinase activity; chitin binding. The record is from RefSeq and is a predicted model, not a curated record. The transcript is spliced from 5 exons. The coding region runs from base 165 to 7127 and encodes 2320 amino acids. Lineage: Eukaryota; Metazoa; Arthropoda; Insecta; Diptera; Psychodidae.